GGGGUUCCUGUAUAGGGAGAUGAGCUGUUUGCAUCAAUUCUUCAACAUUUAGCUUCAGCUUAGAAUAGUUAAUGUCGUGAGGUUUCCAAAGUUGGUCAAACCAUCGACAUGGCGGCUUCUGAGGGUCCCAGUUCACCUCGGAAGGAUGAUGCCACUUAUAAGUUACAUUUCAGAAGAAUUAACGAGCAACAAGUGGAGGAAAUCUGUCUUGACUUCUUCUACAGACCUCAUACUAUCACUCUGCUGACAGCCACGGUGCUCAGUCUUAUGUACUUUGCGUUCACCAGGAAUGAUGAACACUCAGACAAUAACCUCCGAGUUGGGCUGUUGGUGGUUGUCUCCUUUUUCCUGGUCAUCAGUAUCCUGGCUUUUCCUAAUGGACCCUUUACAAGGCCGCAUCCUGCAAUCUGGCGAAUGGUGUUCGGUCUCAGUGUGCUCUACUUCCUGUUUCUGGUCUUUCUCAUCUUCCUCAACCGGGACCAAGUUCAAACUCUCAUGUACUGGCUCGACCCAAAUCUGCGCUACGCCAAACGAGAAGCUGAUAUCAUGGAGUACGCUGUGAACUGUACGGUGAUAACUGGGGACCGCAUCCUGAGCCACUUCGACAUCUUUGCCUUCGGCCAUUUUGCAGGCUGGACCAUGAAGGCCAUGCUGAUCCGCAGCUACGGCCUUUGCUGGACCAUCAGCAUCACCUGGGAACUCACCGAGCUUUUCUUCAUGCACCUCCUGCCAAACUUUGCGGAGUGCUGGUGGGAUCAGGUGAUCCUGGACAUACUGCUGUGCAAUGGUGGAGGCAUCUGGCUGGGGAUGACAGUCUGCCGUUUUCUGGAGAUGAGGACCUACCGUUGGGCUAGCAUCAAGGAAAUCCACAGCACCACGGGGAAGAUCAAGCGAGCGGUUCUUCAGUUUACACCAGCUAGUUGGACCUACGUUCGCUGGUUCGACCCCAAAUCAUCCUCCCAGAGACUAGCAGGCAUCUACCUCUUCAUGAUACUAUGGCAGUUGACAGAGUUGAACACAUUCUUCCUCAAGCACAUCUUCAUCUUCCAGGCCUCUCACCCUCUCAGCUGGUGUCGUAUUCUCCUGGUCGGAGUCGUGACCGCGCCCACUGUUCGGCAGUACUACGCAUACCUGACAGACACGCAGUGUAAGCGAGUGGGAACACAGUGUUGGGUGUUCGGAGCCAUUGCGUUCCUGGAGGCUCUUGCUUGUGUGAAGUUUGGUCAGGAGUUGUUUUCGAAGACCCAAAUCCGCUCUGUGCUCCUGUGGCUUCUCUGUCUGGCACUCAUCACACUUCUGUGUUUGUACGGGAUGGUGUGGUAUGAGCAGAAUAAGAUGAAGAGCUUUACUCAGCAAAACGAGGACGCCAAUGACUCAUUUGCCUCCAUCCCAGAUGGCCUUGCAGCUCAGACCGACUCCACAAGAGGUUUACAGCCAACCAAACGCAGGAGGUCGUCGGCAAAAAACAGACCUGGAAGCAGCCAUGGAGGAAAGAGACAAUAAAAAAACAGUGAUGGGAAGAAUUCAUAGCUGCUGUGCAGACAAAGAGAAAAGCAAAAAUACAGGAGUGUUAACUUACCAGCAG
Messenger RNA from Menidia menidia (Atlantic silverside), 1585 nucleotides. The record is from the annotation of a GenBank genome assembly. Lineage: Eukaryota; Metazoa; Chordata; Actinopteri; Atheriniformes; Atherinopsidae.